AUGAUUCCUGAAUAAUAAUAAGGAAUAACACAAGAAGAGAAAGAACUCAUUCUAAUUGAAGAAUUAUCUUAAAAAUUGGAAGGUUUAUAUAAAGACAUGGAAUAAAUAAGAAGAGAAAUCAUUUUUGGACCUUUUUGGGCAACCUCAUUCAGACCAUUAUAGCAAGGCCAUAGAAUCAGGAGAUUUUGUUUUACACCUUUUAGAAAUUAAAGAAAAAAAAUAAUCUUGAAUUGCCUUUUCUAAGGGUAUAUAAUAUCUUCCUCAAAUAAUAGUUACACAUUAUUCUACACUUUUAUAGUUAUACCAGACGAAUAGAAGUUUGAUUUAACACCUUAAACUAAAUGA
Molecule: messenger RNA, 345 nt
Organism: Paramecium primaurelia
Lineage: Eukaryota; Ciliophora; Oligohymenophorea; Peniculida; Parameciidae
Source: the annotation of a GenBank genome assembly